AGAGCCAUUGUACUCUAACAAGUCACCUCUGUCUUACCAAUGGCCAAAACCUCUGGAACCAGCGACAGCACCUCCUCUUCUAGUGCAAACUCUCCAACCCAUGAUUCUAAUACCAGCAACCCGAACGCCGCAGCCAUUGCCCUCAACCAUGCUACUCGAGAACCCAUAUCCUUCAACUCCGUUGCGUUUCCUCUUAAGCUAACCCCCACCAAUUAUCCCUCCUGGAAGACACAAUUCACAUGUCUUAUUGUAGGUUAUGAUUUACUUGGUUUUCUAGAUGGAACAAAUCCGUGUCCUAUGGCUACGGAACCAACCUAUGCUCUCUGGGCUCGACAAGAUCAACUCUUACGCCAUGCACUCAUUACUUCAGAGCGACUUCAAAACAUGCAUCAUGAUGGCAAAUUUGUCUCUGAAUAUCUCCGCACUCUGAAAGCGGUGGCAGACGAAUUAGGUCCAGAAUUUCGAGAGAUUGCAGCAUCUCUUCGAACACGUGACACCUCCCUGUCCUUUGAUGAUCUCCAUGAUCGGUUGGUGGCUCAUGAAGAAAGUCUCCACCGGGAAGAUACCAAAUUGGAAUCUACUCCCUUCACUGCUCACUUUGCUCGAGUAGCCACAACACCCUCUUCCUCCGUCGGGACCUCUGUUGGACUGUUGCCCACACCUCACAAUGGUCAGUUCUUCACUCCACCACCUCGGAACUAUCGAGGGCCCCUUUCCUCCAACAGACCCUUCUCUGGGAAUAGACGGCGUGGAUCUUUUGGCAGGCCCAACAAUCGGCCUACUGCUCAAGCUUGUCAGUUGCGCCACAAUUCAGGCCAUUUUGCCCACAAUUGUCCGUUUUAUCGGGUUCAACAACACCCUCCGCAUGCCAAUUUUGCAUCCUCUCCCAACAUUGCUUCUGAGGAUUGGCUACUUGACUCUGGUGCAACUCACCAUGUGACCACGGACCUUGCUAAUCUCGCCUUGCACUCUGAAUAUCUUGGCCCUGAUGAACUUCAAAUUGGGGAUGGAAUAGGUUUGAAAAUCACACAUGUGGGUGAUACCACAUUACCUACCUCUUCAACCUCUUUUCCUUUACGUAAUGUUUUAUGUGUUCCCUCUGCUUCUAAGAACUUAAUAUCUGUUUCUCAAUUAUGUAAACAUACUAAUGCCAUUGUCGAAUUUCACCCUGAUUAUUUUUUGGUGAAGGAUCGAAGCACGGGGGCGACAAUGUUGCGCGGUCCAAACAUACAUGGAGUUUAUAAACUCCUAAGCAAAACUAAGCCUGUGGCUCUGGUUGGUGAAUGUGUCUCUUUGGCGAACUGGCAUGCACACUUAGUUCUCAUUGACAUUGCUUGCCACCGCCCGGCUGUUGAUCGCUCAAUGUUGCCUCCUUGUGCUGCGGUUCCCCAUCAUGAGGUAGUCCCCGUGUCCACCAAACUAGCUGUUCCUCACUCACCUGCCUCUCCGACAGCUUCUACCUCCACCCCUCGGUCUCCUACUCAAAGCCCCUGUCCAACCUCAACCCCCACAAUCACCCCCACCAUAGCUGAAUUGGACUCCUCUCCUCCUCUAUCCUCCACCCACGCCACUUUUGAUGCCCUCCCACUACCACCGCCUUCCCUACCUAUGCACACUCAUCCCAUGGUCACCCAUUCUCAAAACAACAUCUUUAAACCAAAAUCCUUCCAUCAUGCAACCAUGGCCUCUCCACUCCCUUCACCUGAACCCACUUGUGUGUCUCAAGCACUCAAAGAUUUCCAUUGGAGACGGGCCAUGUCUGAGGAGUUCAAUGCGUUGAUCCGUCAAGGGACGUGGGAGCUAGUACCCUAUCACCCGAAUCAACAUGUUCUUGGCUGCAAGUGGAUAUUUCAGAUAAAAAGGGGCAAAGAUGGGUCAAUUGCACACUACAAAGCAUGUUUAGUUGCCAAGGGGUUUCAUCAAAGGCCAGGUUCAGAUUAUCUCAACACUUUCAGUCCUGUUAUUAAACCAACUACGAUCUGGACUGUUCUCUCUCUUAUAGUUAGUUCCCGGUGGCCCCUUAAGCAAUUGGAUGUGAAUAAUGCAUUUUUACAUGGUGAACUCGAUGAAGAGCUCUAUAUGCAGCAACCUGCUGGCUUUAUUGAUCAGAAUCAUCCCUCACAUGUUUGCCGCCUUCGCAAAUCGAUUUAUGGCUUAAAACAGGCCCCCCGAGCUUGGUUUCGAGCUCUCAAGGACUUUCUUCUUUCACAGGGGUUCUUUAAUUCCAAAUCAGAUUCUUCCUUGUUUAUCUUUAACAGGGGGUCUGUUGUAGUCUUUUUUCUCGUCUACGUGGAUGAUAUCAUCGUUAUUGGCAAUAACCUUUCCUUCAUUACCUCUUUAAUCCAGACUAUGGGACAUCGCUUCUCUCUCAAAGAGCCUAGUGACCUCAGUUACUUUCUUCGCAUCGAGGUUGUGUCUGUUAAUGGCAGUCUCUUUCUUUCACAGCAUCGCUAUAUCCAAGACUUAUUACAGAAGUCGGGUAUGACUGAGGCUAAACCCGUGGCUACUCCGCUUGCUUCCACUUCCAACUUGCUUCUCAACACCAGCGUUCCUCUUACAGAUGUCGUCUCUCACAGUUCAUGCACAAACCCACUGAUGUUCACUGGCAGGCUCUUAAGCGAGUUUUACACUAUCUUCGUGGCACUGCCUCUCAUGGAAUCCUUCUUCAGCCACAACAAUCCAACUCCAUUCACGCCUUUUCUGAUGCAAACUGGGCUGGGGACCAUGACACUUGUCUCUCCACAACUGGAUACAUUGUUUUUCUUGGUAGGAAUCCCAUUUCGUGGAGAGCGGCCAAACAGCGUGCCGUUGCUCGUAGCUCCACCGAAGCAGAGUACAGAGCCUUAGCUGCGUCUUCAUCUGAGCUUGU
Rubroshorea leprosula is the source of this 2869-nucleotide messenger RNA. NCBI's taxonomy places the organism in Eukaryota, Viridiplantae, Streptophyta, Magnoliopsida, Malvales, Dipterocarpaceae. The record is from the annotation of a GenBank genome assembly.